GUUUUAACUACACAGCUCGUCGACUGCCCUUGUCUCGUUUGAGGUAAGCAAGGAAAUAUAUGGCGAACUUGGUUCAUGUAAAUUGAAGUAACCUUCACUCAACGUCUUAACUCAUUACGAUCAACGCUAACCUUAAAUAAGCAUCAUGGGAUCCAGUGAGAGCAAGAUGCUUGUAUCUGCACCAAUAAAACCAGAACCAGCCCUCAAAAACGGACAUGUCAGUCAUCUGAAGGAUCCACGCUCUCCAUCAGAAGGCAUUAAUCGCAAUCCUAUUCAGGUGUGUGGGCUUGUGUCCCAAACUACUGCUGCGGUGAAAAGUGAGUGUCCAAUGGCAUUCACUGAUCCCCGCUCACCUACUGUUGGCAUUAUCCGCACUCCAAUCAGAGACGUCAUGAGAGCGACAGUUGGGUCCUUUGCUCGCCGCCUGGGCAUGCUUCUCCCCAAUGAGACUGAAGGCAAAGUACCUGAAGCCCCUCAGAAACGCUUUAAUGAUGCCGUGGAGGAGGACGCCUUCAAGGGUGAGGAGCUGGCUUCCACUGAGCCACUCCUGACUCCUCAGUCUUCCCACACCUUUGGGUCCUUGGCUGAGCAUGCUAACCUCCUUGCCACUCCUGUGCUUCGACCCCUCCAGAGCGUGGGUGACUCAAGCCCCUUUGUGCUUCUUGAGGAGCCCCAGGCGGAGGUGGAGAUAGAAACAGAGGCAGAUAUUAGCCUGGAGGAGGCAGAAGAAGCAAGAGAGUCUCCUCUUCACAAGAGACUGAGCAUGAGCCUGAUAACUUGCCAUGAGGGAGCAACCCCAUCACAGGUCUUUGCUGAGGUGCACCGUGACAGUACUUCUUCUCCAGUACCUAGCGUGGAAGUGGAGCCACUCAGGGAUGGUGUGGAUCACUCUUAUGCCGUUCCGUCUAAAACUGUUGAACCAGAGUCCCCCGUUAAGCCUGCCCCAACCACUGAUCUUAAAAAUUCCCCCGUUCAGACAUCCCCUGCACAGCCAGAAGAAGCAGAGAAACUGUCAUCUUCUGAAGACACAGAGGAGCUUGUUAAAGAAUAUUCUUUGCUUCCUGCAUUAGCUUCAUCAGAGCCACCAACUGUCCCCAGCCCAGAGCAGCCUCAGCUCUGCAACGGCAUCCGCUUCCCCACCUUGGACUCGAAAAGUCCCAGUCAGGUGGUGUUCAAGCCGCAGUGGUUGGGAAAAGGCUUUGGUGCCUCUGGACUAAGAGCCAGAGGAUUGCAGGGCCAGGGUGGAAAAGGAGGCUCCUCUCCUCUGGCUGUCCGUGUGGCCGUUAAGAACGCAACCAAUGAAAACAAGGGACAGUCUGGAAAACUAAAGCAGAAAGGUACUGAAGGCCGCUCCCCACUGCAGAUCCUUAAGGAGGCCAACUCGCCCAGGGACCAACGUUCUCAGAUGAAGCUGAAGGUGUCCACCCCCGAUAAGCAGAGGCGUGGACAGAUGGACCGCAGAGUGCUGGCAGUGGCUCUGGAUAAAGAGAACAGAUGAUGCACUGCAGAAAUGUGUACAGAUUCCUGCCACUUUUUAUCUCUUAAAACGUGCUUUUAUGUAUACAGUUUUCUAAAGCUGAUUUUUCUUUUUCUUCUUGUCAUGUGUAUAUUACUUUUAACUGCCACUUUGUGCAGUUUCCUACCUUGUUUCGUCCUUUUUUGUAAAUAUAAAUAAAGUUAUUUGCAUUCAUACCUCA
Molecule: messenger RNA, 1697 nt
Organism: Xiphias gladius (swordfish)
Lineage: Eukaryota; Metazoa; Chordata; Actinopteri; Istiophoriformes; Xiphiidae
Gene: cdca3
Product: cell division cycle associated 3
Exons: 6
Coding region: 146-1498 (450 amino acids)
Source: RefSeq, a predicted model, not a curated record